AUGGCGCAAGAUGUCGAGUACAGCUACCAUCAUUACCUUCUCUUGGCCGCCAUCGUCGUGCUCCCGCUUCUCCUCGCCAAGCUCAGGCCGCGCAGGCACGGCGGCGGCGAGACUAACCUGCCCCCAGGACCAUGGCGGCUGCCUGUCAUCGGCAGCCUGCACCACCUCGUCGGCGCGCUCCCCCACCGCGCGAUGCGGGACCUCGCCCGCCGCCACGGCGCCCCGCUCAUGCUGCUCCACCUCGGUGAGCUGAAAGUAGUCGUCGCGUCCUCGGCGGCCGCGGCGAGGGAGGUGAUGAGGACCCACGACGCCGCGCUAGCCACUCGGCCGCGGACUGCCACCAUCCGAGCGCUCACCAGGGACGGCGUCGGCGUGGCGUUCGCGCCGCAGGGCGAGCACUGGCGCCAGCUCCGAAAGCUCUGCGUCACCGAGCUGCUCGGCGCACGGCGGGUCCGGUCCCUCCGCGGCUCCCGCGAGGCAGAGGCCGCCAGCCUCGUCGCCUCCGUCGCGUCGGCGGCGUCGUCGUCAGCGCCGGUAAACGUCAGCGCUCUCCUAGCCACCUACGUCACCGACGCGGUGGUGCGAGCCGUGGUGGGCGACCGGAUCGGGAACCGCGACGCUUUCCUGGAGUGCCUUGACGAGGGCGUCAAGGUGGCCGCCGGGUUCAGCCUCGCCGACCUGUUCCCGUCCUCGCGCCUCGCGCGCGCGUUCAGCGGUGCGGCGCGGCGCGCGGAGCUGCACGGUGUCAAGAUGAGCCGGCUCAUGAACGGCGUCAUCGAGGAGCACCGCGCAAGGAGGAAGUCCGCUGCCGGCGCCGGCGACGACGAAGAAGACCUCUUGGACGUGCUGCUGAGGAUCCAGACGUACGGCGGGCACCACGUUCCUCUCGAUAUAGGAACCAUCCGCGCCGUGAUCACCGACCUGUUUGGGGCCGGGAGCGAGACCUCCGCGACGACGCUCCAGUGGGCAAUGGCUGAGCUCAUGCGGGAGCCGAGGGCGCUCCACAGGGCGCAGGCCGAGGUGCGCGGGGCCCUCGCCGGGGAGGGCCGCGUCCGGGAGGAGGCGCUGCCGGAGAUGCGGUACCUGCAGCUGGUGCUCAAGGAGACGCUCCGGCUGCACCCGGCCGUGCCGCUGCUCCUCCCGCGGGAGUGCCAAGAGCCCUGCCGCGACGUCCUCGGCAACGACGUGCCCGUGGGCGCCAUGGUGCUCGUCAACGCUUGGGCGAUCGGGCGAGACGUCGAGAGCUGGGGCGCGGACGCCGAGGAGUUCAAGCCGGAGAGGUUCGAGGAGGCCGUCAGCUGCGCAGUGGACUUUAGGGGGACGGACUUCGAGCUUGUGCCGUUCGGUGCGGGCCGGAGGAUGUGCCCAGGCAUAGCGCUCGGGCUCGCCAUCAUGGAGGUCGCGCUCGCGAGCCUGCUGUUCCAUUUUGACUGGGAGCUCCCUGGCGACGCCGCCCCGCGUGAGCUGGACAUGACGGAGGCGCUCGGGAUCACCGCUCGGAGGAAGGGCGACCUGUGGCUGCACGCCAGUCUUCGUGUGCCUCUUCCGAGUCUCUAG
Messenger RNA from Lolium rigidum, 1557 nucleotides. Its product is annotated as desmethyl-deoxy-podophyllotoxin synthase-like. Gene Ontology annotation, molecular function: heme binding; monooxygenase activity; oxidoreductase activity, acting on paired donors, with incorporation or reduction of molecular oxygen. The record is from RefSeq and is a predicted model, not a curated record. Bases 1 to 1557 code for a protein of 518 amino acids. NCBI's taxonomy places the organism in Eukaryota, Viridiplantae, Streptophyta, Magnoliopsida, Poales, Poaceae. The transcript has 2 exons.